Hyaloscypha bicolor E is the source of this 2186-nucleotide messenger RNA. RefSeq names its product glycoside hydrolase family 27 protein. The record is from RefSeq and is a predicted model, not a curated record. The coding region runs from base 416 to 1891 and encodes 491 amino acids. NCBI's taxonomy places the organism in Eukaryota, Fungi, Ascomycota, Leotiomycetes, Helotiales, Hyaloscyphaceae. Gene Ontology annotation, biological process: carbohydrate metabolic process. The transcript has 5 exons. Gene Ontology annotation, molecular function: alpha-galactosidase activity.
GAUAGUUCUAUACUGUACCGAAGCAUGCCAAGUGGCACAACUCUUCGGUGCCUCCCGCGAUGCUGCCAGUGUCGGGAUUGAGGUCCAAUGAGAGAUGCUCAAGUCCGCUGCCCUUCAGUGGGAACCUGCUGCUAUCUCCUCUUGGGGUUAAGAAACGCGGGGUGGGUGGACUUGCGAGACGCGAGACCCCACCAAAGCUCUGCUCAUCUCCAUUUUUCUCGCUGUUUCUGCACGCCUUCCAACCUCGAAUGUGAUCGACGAUCGCCUCGAGCAUACAAUCAAGAGUACUUCAACUCUAUUCCCCUCACCCAUAGCUGCAGCCACUUCUCUCACCAUCCUUUUCCUCGUUGCUAGCCGCUGAAUUUUCAAAUCCUCGAAGUUCACAAGCUCAAACCCCUCGCUUCUCGUUGUCGCCAUGGCAGCUCUGCACCUUGCAUUUGCACUUGCCCUUUUCACCGGUCAUGCAGCGGGCGUAAAUAAUGGUUUAGCAAGAACCCCUCAGAUGGGAUGGAAUAACUGGAACGCCCUGGGCUGUGACGUCUCUGAAUCCCUCCUCCUCGACACAUCAAAGAAGCUCGUCGACUCAGGUCUACGAGAUGUCGGGUAUAACUACGUUGUGCUAGAUGACUGCUGGUCUCGUGGGCGAGACGAAGAAGGCUUCCUCGAGGAGGAUCUAGAGAAAUUUCCCAGUGGGAUGUCUGCUGUGGCUGAAGAGCUACAUCGACAAGGACUUCUUUUUGGCAUGUAUUCUAGCGCCGGGGAGAUGACAUGUGCGAGAUAUGCUGGAUCCCUGGACUGGGAAGAAAAUGACGCGAAGAGCUUUGCGGGCUGGGGUGUUGACUAUCUGAAAUAUGACAAUUGCUACCAUAUGGGGCGAUUUGGUACUCCCAAACUGUCAUUCGAUAGGUACAAAGUCAUGUGGGACGCGUUAAAUUCCACUGGACGACCAAUACUGUACAGUCUUUGCAACUGGGGCGAGGAUUACAGCCAUACCUGGGGGAUGUCGAUCGCCAACUCCUGGAGAAUGUCAGGCGAUAUCUAUGACUCCUUUUCCCGCCCAGACGAUCUGUGCUCUUGCAUCGAUGCAUCAAGCCCUUUUUGUAUCGCACCAGGCACGCACUGCUCCGUCUUGAACAUCAUCAACAAAGUAGCCCCAUACGUUGACCGCGGACAGCCAGGCGGAUGGAACGACCUGGAUAUGCUAGAAGUAGGAAAUGGAGGGAUGACCGACGAAGAGUACAAAGCCCACUUCUCCCUCUGGGCAGCCCUCAAGUCGCCCCUGCUCAUGGGCAAUGACCUCCGAUCUUUGUCUGCGGCAUCCCUCACCAUCCUCAACAACCCCGCAGUGAUAGCCAUCUCACAAGAUCCAGUCGGCCACUCGGUGUACCGCGUCCGCCGUGAGUUGAACGUCGCAAAAGAUAAAUACGGUGUUGGAGAGAUCCAAGUCUGGAGUGGAGGACUUUCUGGAGGAGACCAAGUUGUCCUCCUUCUAAAUGCCGCUGGCGAAGACGCCCGCAUUAGUGCCAGUCUCGAGGAAAUCUUCCUACAUGAUGGACCGGAAGGGUCGGCACCCCAGAUCAACGAGGAAUGGGAAGUCUUUGAUUUGUGGGGGAACCGUAUGGAUAAUGCUCUUGCGCAGAAGAUUUUGGAUGCGGAUGAGAAGGAUGUGGAGAAGUUGUGGAAGCAGGCGAACUGGUACAAUUCGACAGAGAUAAGUUACAAGGAGGGAUUGAAAAAGAGGGACGAGCGACUGAUGGGAAAGAAAGUUGGCAAGAUCAAUGCAGGGGGUAGUCUGACGGCCAAGGUUAAGAGGCAUUCGGUGGAGAUGUUUAGGUUGAGGAGUGUCGGGCAUGGAGGGAAGAGGAAGGUUCACGCGAAAGAGGAGUUGUGAUUGGCUCAAGUGGCAUUCUCUGUUCCCGAGACAACUCCCAGGGCAACACCCUCCAACUGUCACACCAAAAUGGUUACAUGAAUGCACCCCUCAAGUUCCUGCCAAAUCCUAGACCAAAGUCUGCCUCACCAUCCCCAUUGUCCGCAUUCUUGUUUCCGUCUUCGGCCCGAGAGCCUAGUUUGCUGUCAGAACAGUCAGAUCAAGGGAGUCGACGACGCGGGUAGUUAGGGUGAUUGAGGAGGCGAAGUUUUUUGCCACACGAGCCCACCGGGCGUAACUAAAACUUUGCUUUGAC